This is a messenger RNA of Raphanus sativus (radish), 929 nucleotides long. RefSeq names its product extensin-like. Lineage: Eukaryota; Viridiplantae; Streptophyta; Magnoliopsida; Brassicales; Brassicaceae. The record is from RefSeq and is a predicted model, not a curated record. Bases 230 to 781 code for a protein of 183 amino acids. The transcript has a single exon.
UGAAUAAUAAUGACGCCGGCUUAAUGCGUUCGACAUGGGUAGCAGCAACAUAAUUAAACAAAAUAAAACGAUAUAUCAAUUAAAAAUACAACUAGUUUUGAGUAUUUGUCAACUGUCUAAUUUUACAAGAAACAUGCAAUGAUUCAUCUUCUUCCCCGUUCAUUCAUUCUCUCCUUCUCCUGCUUCUUCGUAGCUCUCUCUCAAAGACAAUAGAAAGCUUAUAUUGAAUAUGGCGAAAAGGCUAUGUCUCAUUGUUAUUCUAUCAAUGUGUCUUCUAACUGUCGAUGAUCUCACGCGCGCUGAGGAGUUGUCUCCCUCACCUGAUUCUCCUCUGCCACCGGAAUCACAUUCAUCUCCGUCACCACCAGAAGCUGAUUCCCUUCCUCCACCAGCUUCAUCACCAAGACCUGAACCCCUACCGGAUUCUCCACCACCACCUCCUCCUCAACCGUCUACUAGACCAUCAUCGCCUGUUCCUGCUCCCUCGUCUGACGAAAAUUCCCAUAAGGAUUCAGAGCCGGAGACGGAGUAUUUCCCUUCUCCAAGGCCGUCUCCUGCUCCGGAAGAGAGAAAACCAGACGACGUGAAAGCAAGCGAGGAUGGUGAUGAGUUCGAGAAAGAAGAAGAUAGCGGAGGGUUGAGUGGAUUGGAAAAAGCUGGGAUCGCCAUUGGAGCUAUAUUUGGAGUCGGGGCGAUUGUAAUGGGAGCUAUAGUUUACAAGAAACGUAGAGAUAACUUAACCAGAGCUCGUUACACUUACUUCCAAGGAGAGUUUCUUUAAACUGCUUUCUUGUUUUUUUCUUCUUUGGAUAAAGAAACAUAUAUGAUUACAUUGUUUUUUUGGUGGUGCUACAUGAUGAAUCUUUCAUCUCUUAGUAGAGCUUAUAUAUAUUAUUAUAUAUUUAACGGAGAAUUACCAUGUUCCACUG